Molecule: messenger RNA, 2259 nt
Organism: Lucilia sericata (common green bottle fly)
Lineage: Eukaryota; Metazoa; Arthropoda; Insecta; Diptera; Calliphoridae
Gene: pix
Product: ATP-binding cassette sub-family E member 1
Exons: 7
Coding region: 107-1939 (610 amino acids)
Biological process (GO): ribosomal subunit export from nucleus; translational initiation; translational termination
Molecular function (GO): iron ion binding; ATP binding; ribosomal small subunit binding
Source: RefSeq, a predicted model, not a curated record
UGCUUUAAAUGCAAGUAGUGAAUUUUGACAUUUUCUUUUUAAAUAUUCGGGGCCACGCAGCUAGGCGUUUGCCAUUUCUUAUUUAAAAAAAUAAUAAUUUUUCAGGAUGGCUAAUCGAAGGGACAACGAAGAGACAGACAAGCAGACACGUAUUGCCAUCGUGAGUGAUGACAAGUGCAAGCCAAAACGUUGUCGCCAAGAAUGCAAAAAAUCUUGUCCAGUGGUGCGUAUGGGUAAAUUGUGUAUUGAGGUCGGACCUACUUCGAAAAUUGCUUCAUUGUCUGAGGAACUAUGCAUUGGUUGCGGUAUAUGUGUCAAGAAAUGUCCUUUUGAAGCCAUUACCAUUAUCAAUAUUCCUAGCAAUUUAGAAAAGCAUACCACACAUCGGUACGGCAAGAAUUCAUUUAAAUUGCAUCGUUUGCCCAUACCGCGUCCUGGGGAAGUAUUAGGUUUAGUAGGGCAGAACGGUAUAGGAAAGUCAACAGCUCUAAAAAUUCUAGCAGGCAAACAAAAACCCAACUUGGGCCGUUAUAUUGAUCCCCCAGACUGGACUGAAAUUUUGGCCUAUUUCCGCGGAUCUGAAUUGCAGAACUACUUUACGAAAAUCCUUGAAGAUAAUCUGAGAGCUUUGGUAAAGCCCCAAUAUGUCGAUCAAAUUCCCAAGGCUGUACGUGGUGCUGUAUCCGAACUUUUGGACAAAAAGAAUGAGCGUGAAAACCAAACCGAAAUUUGCGAAAUGUUAGAUCUUACACAUAUUCGUGACCGUAAUGUUGGUGAAUUGUCUGGUGGAGAAUUGCAGCGUUUUGCUAUUGCUAUGGUGUGCAUUCAAAAUGGUGACAUUUUCAUGUUUGAUGAACCUUCUUCGUAUUUGGAUGUCAAACAACGUUUGAAUGCUGCUUUAACGAUACGAAGUUUGUUGCAUCCAACAAAAUUCAUCAUUGUUGUCGAGCAUGAUUUAUCUGUGUUGGAUUAUCUGUCCGAUUUCAUUUGUUGUUUGUAUGGUGUUCCUGGUUGUUAUGGUGUCGUUACUAUGCCUUUCUCAGUACGCGAAGGUAUAAACAUUUUCUUGGAUGGUUUUGUUCCUACCGAAAACAUGCGUUUCCGUACUGAAUCCUUAACCUUUAAGGUUUCCGAAUCGGCAACAGAGGAAGAAGUCAAGCGUAUGAAUCACUAUGUGUAUCCUUCUAUGACAAAAACUUUGGGUAAAUUCUCGUUGACUGUUCAAGAAGGCCACUUCAGUGACUCUGAAAUUUUGGUAUUGCUUGGUGAAAACGGUACAGGAAAAACUACAUUCAUUCGUAUGUUAGCCGGUAAUUUGCAACCGGAUAGUAACGUUGAUUUGCCUGUAUUGAAUAUUUCCUACAAACCCCAAAAAAUUUCGCCCAAGUAUCAAAAUCAUGUUCGUCAUUUGUUGCACGAAAAGAUACGUGAUGCUUACGUUCAUCCUCAAUUCAUUGCCGAUGUCAUGAAGCCAAUGAAAAUUGAAGAAAUUAUGGAUCAAGAAGUACAAAACUUGUCUGGUGGUGAAUUGCAACGUGUUGCUUUAGUUUUGUGUUUGGGUAAGCCUGCCGAUGUGUAUCUAAUCGAUGAACCCUCAGCUUAUUUGGAUUCAGAACAACGUUUAGUAGCUGCCAAGGUCAUUAAGCGUUAUAUUCUUCACGCAAAACGUACCGGUUUUGUAGUAGAGCACGAUUUCAUUAUGGCUACUUACUUGGCAGAUCGUGUCAUUGUCUUGGAAGGUCAACCCUCAGUGAAAACAACAGCAUUUUCUCCACAGUCCCUGUUGAAUGGCAUGAAUCGUUUCUUGGAAUUAUUGGGUAUUACCUUCCGCCGCGAUCCCAAUAACUUUAGACCACGCAUCAACAAAAACAAUUCCGUGAAGGAUACUGAGCAAAAACGUUCCGGUCAAUUCUUCUUUUUAGAAGAUGAAGGCAGAUAAACAUUCUGAACUUUUCCAGAGCCAUUGAAUAUGAAGACAGAUUAUUAAGACGCCCCUAUACAAUAUUUCUUAACUAACUCAAUAAUCAACAACAUCCUACAAAUAUUUCUACAUCAUUUUUUCUACUUUGUAUUUUACUGGAGUUUUUUGUAUUUUAGUUAACAUAAUUUUAUAUAAUUGUUUUCUUUAAUGCAUACUUUUUUUCAAUAGCAAGACAAAAAAUAAAAUACAAUUUAGUGAAAUAAAGCGUAACAAAAACCAAUCAAUAAAUAAAGUUAUGCAAGAAAAAAAUGUACGCAUAACGAAAAAACAAAAAAAAA